UCCUGCACAUGCGCAGUGCCGUUAGCCGUUAGCCGCUGCGGUGAGCAUCGGAGUGGAAACAGAAGGACCAAAACAGAGCCAGAAAACCCGAAAUACGGAGAAGAACAGCGGGAAUCCGGAGGAGCCGGUCUGACGGAGGAGACAUGGACCAGCUGGAGCGUCCCAGAGACGAGGAGGACCAGGAGGACGCGGACUGUCGCCAUGACAACAGCGACGGCAUCAACAACAACAACAACAACAACCGACGCAAGACGGUGUGUCCAGCAGCAGGAGAACACCCCCUCCAGUACAACUACACCUUCUGGUACAGCAGAAGAACCCCAACCAGACCUGCCAGCUCUCUGAGCUACGAGCAGAACAUCCGACAGAUCGGAACCGUCGCCUCGGUGGAGCAGUUCUGGAGGUUCUACAGUCACCUGGUCAGACCAGGAGACCUUAGUGGUCACAGUGACUUUCACCUGUUCAAGGAGGGGAUCAAGCCCAUGUGGGAGGACGAGUCCAACCGCAGCGGAGGGAAGUGGAUCAUCCGUCUGCGUAAAGGUCUGGCCAGUAGGUUCUGGGAGAACAUUAUCCUGGCCAUGCUGGGAGAACAGUUCAUGGUGGGAGAGGAGAUCUGUGGAGCCGUGGUGUCCAUCCGCUUCCAGGAGGACAUCCUGUCCAUCUGGAACAGAACCUCCAAUGAUCAGACAACAACAUCCAGAAUCAGAGACACUUUGAGACGAGUCCUGAACCUUCCAGCCAACACCAUCAUGGAGUACAAGACCCACAACGACAGCCUCAGGGACAACUCGAGCUUCAGGAACACCAAGAUCUCCCUCUGAGGACCAAUCAGGACUCAGCAUCACCUCAGAGAGAGAGAGAGAGAGAGAGAGAGUGUGUGUGUGUGUGUGUGUGUGUGUGUGUGUGUGUGUGUGUGUGUGUGUGUGUGUGUGUGUGUGUGUGUGUGUGUGUGUGUGUGUG
Messenger RNA from Amphiprion ocellaris (clown anemonefish), 960 nucleotides. It is a transcript of the gene eif4e2rs1, whose product is annotated as eukaryotic translation initiation factor 4E family member 2 related sequence 1. NCBI's taxonomy places the organism in Eukaryota, Metazoa, Chordata, Actinopteri, Pomacentridae. The coding region runs from base 144 to 821 and encodes 225 amino acids. The transcript has 7 exons. Gene Ontology annotation, cellular component: cytoplasm; eukaryotic translation initiation factor 4F complex. The record is from RefSeq and is a predicted model, not a curated record. Gene Ontology annotation, molecular function: translation initiation factor activity; RNA 7-methylguanosine cap binding. Gene Ontology annotation, biological process: translational initiation.